This is a messenger RNA of Myripristis murdjan (pinecone soldierfish), 4338 nucleotides long. It is a transcript of the gene znf804b, whose product is annotated as zinc finger protein 804B. NCBI's taxonomy places the organism in Eukaryota, Metazoa, Chordata, Actinopteri, Holocentriformes, Holocentridae. The record is from RefSeq and is a predicted model, not a curated record. The coding region runs from base 1 to 4338 and encodes 1445 amino acids. The transcript has 6 exons. Gene Ontology annotation, cellular component: nucleus.
AUGAGGAGGGUGGGCUGCGAAAGUGGCCAGAACAUGGCCCCAAGGGGUUUUGGCAGAGACUUUCCAGCUGAGCAGAAGAGUUCCCUCCACGCCGCCGCACCGGGCUGUCAAUACCUCCACGAAAUCUGCGAAAGACCGACCGACGUUGCGGCCCCCCGCGGGACCACCGACGCCGACACCCAGGAACCGGCGCAGGGAACCCGCCGCAUGGGCCCGAAGCCCCGCGAGGCCCCCGGCAUGGCGUGCAGUACGUGCUACUACCUGGUUAUCAGCUCCACGCACCUGAGCAAUGGACACUUCCGCCGCGUCAAGGGAGUCUUCCGAGGACCACUGUGUCCGGCCGCGAGCAACGACUCUCCGGAGCGUGCAGAGAGGGCUGUAGGCUGCUCAGUGGAGGAUCUGAAGGCUCUUUUCUACUGUGAGCUGUGUGACAAGCAGUAUCUCAGACACCAGGAGUUUGACAACCACAUCAACUCCUACGACCAUGCACACAAACAGAGGCUGAAAGAACUCAAGCAAAGGGAGUUUGCUCGCAAUGUGGCCUCUAAAUCAUGGAAGGACCAGCGCAAACAGGAGAAAGCUCUCAGACGCCUGCACCAACUAGCACAGCUGCAACAGGAAAUUCAGCGAGCCCCAGGUCGGAGUCGUGGUCAAAGAGGAGCAGUCAGGGCUAUGAACCGGCAGCAGGGGAGAGACGCUGACCCAAGGGACCACAGCCCUGAGAACAGACCUGAACCCUCCACCUACACCCAGAGGCUCCCCCCUGUGCAGCCCAGGACAGCCCCUCUCCGCCGGCAUCCAGAGGAUCUAUGCCAACCACCACUCAUCCAUUCCAAGCCUGCUUGCCCUCAGAGUCCUUCCCAGAUACCACCGCCGACCUCUCUGGGAGCAUCCUGCCCAGUGCCACAUCUGGCCUCCAACUCACCAACUCCAGCAGUGAACCCCCAGUCUUGCCUGGGCUUGUAUCCUCAGCUGCCUCUGCCUGGGCGGGAGAGAAUUGGAGGCAGAUUGGGAGUAUCCUUCUGCUUCUCCCGCAGGGGGCCCAGGCUGGAACCCUCCGCAUCUGUCUUCUCAGACCUGGAGGAAGAGGAGAGAGAGAAGAAGGAACAAAUGAAAGAAAGAAGAAAGGGCAUAAUGGAAGACAUCGAUAAGGAGAUAGUGGCUGCAGAGGAGAGGGCAGUGCAGAAACACAGCACACAGCAGAAGCCUUGGUCCAGUGCUGACAACGCUGGACCAAGUGACACUAUACUUACCGCAGAGAAUGAGUCCUGUUUAGACCGAGAGAUGAGAGAUGGGUUAAGAGAGAACGAGACAGAGGAUAACAUGAAUCCAGAGCCAGGUAUCAAUGUGGAGGCAGGAGCACACCUGUUCCUAAAGAACAAAACCCUUUCAUCAUCACAAAUAGGACCAGAGAGAGGAAGACACAGUCUGGGUAUGGAGAACAGUGAAAGGCCAGCCUCCCAUCCAUUUGACCUCGCUCACAGUGACAGCUCUGAUACAAACUCCCAGAAUCCUCCGGGAGGCAGAUUAGGGGGUGUGAGAGGGAUCAGGGAGAGAGCCGUCACAGCCCUGAGCUGUAAAUUAGAGUCUGUCACCCAGCCUGGCACACAGAGGAUCUGCAUCAGCUCGUCCAGGUGUGAGUGUGGGAGGGAGACAAUGUGCGAGUGUGCCAGCGUGCCGCAGCCGUACGUGGGCGUCUCAGAAAUGUCACACAAGAAGAGGAAAGCCGGCGCAAAGAAACGCAAGCUGGGAAAGAGGAAGAGGGGAGAGAAGGAGAAAGCUUCAAACAAACGCCAAGCGGCAAGGUGUAAAGUGAGGAGUGUUGUCUCUACAGUCGCCGCUCCCACUGGCAGCCACAGGAGAGGAGAGGCCGGGGGGAAUGGGCGGCUGAGGAGGAGGGAAAGGGAGGCUGGGGGGAAGAAGAGGAGGAGGAGGGUGCAGAGAGCAAGGAGCAGCUGUCUCCAGGGGAGAUGUGAAGCUGAGCCAGUAUCUGUCUCUGUCAGGAAGAGGAGGCCUCACAGGAGCCACAGCACAGAGUCCCAGUCACAGCCAGACAGAGAGCAGGCAGAGCACUGCAGUGCAUACUCCAAGCUCACCAGACACAUAGCAGACAGAGGCUCAGAGAAGGAGGCAAAGAGAGACGGGGAUGGAGCGACUUUUCCCUGGCGGUCUCACUUCUCCUCACACUCCUUCUCACCAGGAUGUAACUCAAAGUUGUUAUGGGAAAGGGGUCACCAUAGCAACCCCAGGAGUUUCAUUGACUGCUGUUACCCUGACAACAGCUGUGGUAGCAGCCCAGUGAGAAAGAGAAAACUCCUCCACAGGGACAGGAAAUGCAUUCAUAGUAAGAGGAAGAGUUCGGGGCAUUGUGAAGCCUGGGAGGAGACAGAGAGGGAGAGAGGGAGAGGAGGGCUUACAGGGAGCCGAGACAGAGGAGGCCUCAUUUCAGAUACCGAACAGUGGGAGUGGAUGAGGGGCAGCCAGCCUGGAGGCAGUGCAGGCAACUGGGCUCGGGCUGGCUGGAGGUCGAGAACCAGAGCAGCGGAAUGGGACCGGGGGGCCAGGUUCAGCCCCAGCCCGAGCAGCUGGAGCAGGAGAAGCAGACACCUUAGCACAGAGGACGCAGACUGGGACAGGUGUAGCCUGGACAGAUGGACCUGGGGCAGCAGCGACAGCUGGGAAGACAGGGGGACACACAGGUCCACAUCAGGCUCCAGGACGGGAGCUGACAGCAGAGACAGCCCUGGCUGCAUGUGGAGGUGGGCAGGCAGCAGACGCUCAAGCCCUAGACGCUUUUCUAGCCCUGAGUGGUGGACAAGCCGGCAGACACACAGCCCCCACAGUGUGUACAAUAUACGAGCCAGCAGAUGCCGGAGCCCAGGGUCCUGUAGCCCCAGCAGCAGCACCAGCAUGUCUGAACUGAGCGGGGAGUGGAGUAGGAGCAGUACUUGCUCAGAAAUCACUGUGGAUAGGCUGACAGCUAGCUCCUUCAGGUCUUCCUCUGGAGCUGGAACUAUGAGACUCUUAUCCCACCUGAUCGAAAAGCAGAGCAGCUCCUCAUCCACCUCAUCCAGCCUAACCUCCGGCUCCCUCUCUCGCUCCUCACCCCACAGAAGGGCGAGCCCUGAGAGAGCACCCACUACCUCCUGUCCUCCUCUCUCACUCCCAAGCCUCAGCACGCACCAGGUGCACGCUAGUAUUAGCUUGGAUCCUCCACAGCUAAAAGAGCCCAACUCUGAGCCUGACUGUGCCACUGGAGCCUCUGCCUGUGUCACCAGCAGCAUCUCAGGCAGAAUAUCCCCCAGUAAGUCUGUGCCACAGAAACCAGCCAGGACAUUGCCUCUCCCUCUGAUAGGGAAACUACCUGCAAUCCAGAGAAGAGCUAGGAGGAAAAUGGGACUGCUGGGGAAGAGUGAGGAGAAGGAGGGAGAGGAGAAGGAGUAUAAAGCAAGUGGGGUGGAUAUCAGUGGAGCCAUAAGCAGUCAACAAUGUCCUCAGCACAUGGUUAACUCAACCUCCCCCAGCAGCACACUGUAUGUCUGCCAAUCACAGCUCAGAAGUGAUAACAAACGGACAGAUGGAGAGGCAGCACCGCCAGUCAGCUUCAGUGCUGAGGAGAUGGACAAAUACCGCCUCCUCCAAGAGCAGGCAAGGGAGCACAUGCAGAAAGUCCUGGAACAGACACAAGAGAGCACAGACACACACACAGAGACAAACCCAAGCUUAUAUAUGCACACCUCCCCGAUAGAAACCCAUGGACCUCCAGAGGAGCAAUACACACUCCCUGCCCCGUUGCACAACCCUCCACAGGCACAAACACAGCCCGUUCACACAGAUCCAAUUCAAACACAGACGCAAGCACAGCACAGCCUCCGAGUGACUCUCCAACUUCCACACAUGACCCCGCAAGAGAAUUAUACUCAUCCCGUCUCACUGGGCGUCCCAAGCCUCCCUCCUCCUCCACCGUCUCCCCCUCUCUCCAGCCUGCACCAUAUCAUUCUGCAGCAAGCGGCUCUCUCCAUGGCCUCAUCCUCAUCAUCCUCUUCAUCUUCAUCAUCCCCCUCUCCUACCCUGCACCCGCACCCACCACACCUCCCUCAUCCUCUGCCCCCUCUCCAUCCCUCUCUCCCUCACCACCUUCACCUCUCCCCCCUCUCCAUUUCCUCCCUGUUUCCCUCCAUCCUUCUGUCCCAGCCUCCUCUCCCCCUCCUUCCCCACUCCCCUGCGUUCCACCCAGCUCCGCUUGCUCCUCUCUCUCCGGUCACCCUGCACCCCUUGAACCCGCAGUCCUUCAUAGACAGAGCGUGGCCAACGAGGUUUCAACAGAAGGCGUUAUGA